AUGGGCUUGUUCUGGAUUAUUUUUCUGGGGUUACUUCAUUUGGGAUUUUCGUCGAACGAGUUAAGUGCAAAUGCUUCUUCAUCCAAAAGACCAAAAGUUGUGAAUGUUGGAGCCAUUAUCACACUUGAUUCCACCAUCGGCCGAGUUGCCAAGAUUGCCAUUGAAGAAGCUGUGAAAGAUGUCAACUCCAACUCCAGCAUCCUCAAAGGAACAAAACUUCAUGUGGAUAUCAGAAAUACCAACUGCAGUGGAUUUCUUGGCCUGGUUGAAGCUUUACAAUACAUGGAGACAGACGUGGUGGCUGUCAUCGGGCCGCAAUCCUCCGUGGUGGCCCACACGAUACUCCACGUUGCGAACGAGCUCCAGACACCCUUCCUCUCGUUUGCAGCCACUGACCCGACCCUCUCAUCUCUCCAGUUCCCCUACUUCAUCCGGACCACACAAAGCGACCUCCACCAAAUGACUGCAAUUGCCGACAUCAUCGACCACUUUGGGUGGAAGGACGUAAUCGUCAUUUUCAUCGAUGAUGAUUAUGGCCGGAACGGCCUGUCCUCGCUGGAUGAUGCCCUGGCCGUCAGGCGUUGUCGGGUUUCCUACAAGGCUGGGAUACCGCCUGGUGAUGUCAGCAGGAGCACCAUCAUGGACAUCCUCGUGAAAGUUGCCUUAAUGGAGUCCCGUAUUAUCAAGCUGAACAGUGUUGUUUGGCCAGGCGAUUCGGUGCGGACCCCACGUGGAUGGGUUUUCCCGAACAAUGGGAGGCAGCUGAGGAUUGGGGUCCCGCGUAGGGUGGGCUUUCGGGAGUUCGUAUCACAGGUGCCGGGCAGUAAUUCCUCGAAGGGGUUCUGCAUUGAUGUUUUCACAGCCGCUGUGUAUUUGCUGCCUUAUGCUGUUCCAUAUCAGUUUAUUCCGUAUGGUAAUGGGAAAGACAAUCCGGAUUAUAAUGAGAUGGUGAAGUUGAUCACUACCGGAUACUUUGAUGGUGUGGUGGGGGAUAUUGCCAUCGUCACAAAUCGAACGAGGAUCGUGGAUUUUACGCAGCCAUAUGCUGCUUCUGGACUUGUGGUGGUUGCCCCAUUCAGGAAGUUGAACACGGGUGCUUGGGCUUUUCUAAGGCCGUUUUCUCGCCAAAUGUGGGGAGUCACUGCUGCCUUUUUUGUUUUUAUUGGUAUUGUUGUCUGGAUUUUGGAGCAUCGGAUUAAUGAUGAGUUUCGUGGGUCACCAAAACAGCAGCUAAUUACUAUUCUAUGGUUCAGCCUUUCGACUUUAUUCUUCGCUCAUCGAGAGACUACUGUGAGCACACUCGGGCGUCUUGUGCUCAUUAUAUGGCUCUUUGUGGUCCUCAUUAUCAACUCGAGCUACACUGCAAGCCUGACCUCCAUCCUCACUGUACAACAACUUUAUUCCCCCAUAAAAGGGAUCGAGUCCUUGAAGAGAGGAGAUGACCCUAUUGGGUUUCAAGUGGGCUCCUUUGCCGAGCAUUAUCUGACAGAGGGUAUUGGCAUACCAAAAUCGAGACUGAAAGCUCUUGGGUCGCCCGAGGAGUAUGCUAGGGCACUUCAGUUGGGCCCCAAAAAGGGAGGUGUUGCGGCCGUGGUUGAUGAACGGCCGUAUGUCGAGCUUUUCUUGGCAAGCCAGUGCAAGUUCAGGAUUAUUGGACAGGAGUUCACAAAAAGUGGAUGGGGUUUUGCAUUUCCCCGGGACUCUCCCCUGGCCAUCGACCUAUCGACCGCAAUACUAACCCUAUCAGAAAACGGUGACCUCCAAAGGAUUCACGACAAGUGGCUCACGAUGAGCUCUUGCAGUUCGGACAACACCGAGCUCGAGUCGGACCGUCUUCACCUCAAGAGCUUCUGGGGCCUCUACCUCCUUUGCGGCCUGGCCUGUGUUGUAGCCCUUUUCAUAUACUUUCUGCAAAUUGUCCGGAAAUUUCGUGAGGCCGCGUCGGGAGAGUGCGUUUCAAGCGGGCCCUCCGGCAGCUCACGCUCCAAACGACUCCAGACAUUGAUCUCGUUGAUUGAUGAGAAGGAGGAUCUGUCGAGGAGGGAGCGGAAGAGGAGGAAGCUUGAGGAGAAGAUGUUAACCGAAAACGGGAGAGGAGAAGAUGACGUGGAGAGGGCUUCCAAGAGGAAGCAUUUCAAGGAGUCGGGCUUCGGGGAAUGA
Striga hermonthica is the source of this 2160-nucleotide messenger RNA. NCBI's taxonomy places the organism in Eukaryota, Viridiplantae, Streptophyta, Magnoliopsida, Lamiales, Orobanchaceae. The record is from the annotation of a GenBank genome assembly.